This is a messenger RNA of Aedes albopictus (Asian tiger mosquito), 1423 nucleotides long. RefSeq lists its product as uncharacterized. Gene Ontology annotation, cellular component: ribosome; cytosolic large ribosomal subunit. Gene Ontology annotation, molecular function: rRNA binding; structural constituent of ribosome. The coding region runs from base 129 to 1271 and encodes 380 amino acids. The transcript has 4 exons. Gene Ontology annotation, biological process: ribosomal large subunit assembly; translation. NCBI's taxonomy places the organism in Eukaryota, Metazoa, Arthropoda, Insecta, Diptera, Culicidae. The record is from RefSeq and is a predicted model, not a curated record.
UCAAAUUGCACUUGAAAGCGGAAAUCACGCGCGAAACUUUCUUGCCAUCGGCGCCGCUGUCAUCGCGCCGGAAGCAAAAGUAGACAACGAAACUCCUUCCCGUUUGACAGCUCUUUUCCAUCACAAGUAUGGCUCCGAAGAAACCGUCUGAAAAGUCCGCGGGCCAACCGGCCGAAAAGAAAGAGAAGAAGCCAGCAGCCGCCGCUGCAGCUUCAGGCUCUGGCGAGAAGAAGGCCGCUCCUGCCAAGAAGCCGGCCCCGGAGAAGAAGCCAGCUGCUGCCGAGAAGAAGCCCGCUGCUGCUGAGAAGAAGCCUGCGGCCGCUGAAAAGAAGCCAGCUGAGAAGAAGUCCGCCGAAAAGCGUGCCGCUCCAGCUGAUUCUGCCAAGGCCCCGGCCGAGAAGAAGAAGGCCACCGAAUCCAAGAAGACUCCGGCUGCUGCCCCCAAGGCCGCUGCUGGUGCCUCCGCCGAUGCCGGUAAGAAGAAGAAGGAUGCCGCAGGCAAGAAGAAGCCAGCGGCCGCUGCCGCCACCGCAGCCAAGAAGCCCACGGCAGCCACUGGUGCGGCCGCCAAGAAGGCAGCCGAUGCCGCGGCCAAGGCCAAGAAGACCGCCGCCGGUGACAAGAAGGCCGCCGCCAAGAAGCCCGCCACGAAGAAGGCAGGCGCCAAGAAGGGACCGGCCACCACCAUCAAGAAGAAGAAGGUCGGAACGGUCACCAAGAAGGGUGCCGCCGCUGGUAAGGGAGCUGCUGCUAAGAAGCCAGUCGCUAAGAAACCAGUGGCUGCCAAGGGCGACAAGAAGGCCACCGAGGCCAAGCUGCAGAAGGGGGCCGCUAAGGCUCGCGCCGCCGCUCUGCUGAGGGCCAAGAGGACCAAGACUAAGGUCGUCAAGGGUCCAUUCGGAACUGCCCUGCGCAAGAUCCGUACCACUGUGAAGUUCCGUCGGCCGCGUACCCUGCGUCUGCCCCGUAACCCCAAGUUCCCCAGGAAGUCGGUGCCGACCCGCAGCCGCAUGGACGCGUACAACAUCAUCAAGUACCCGCUGACGACGGAAGCGGCGAUGAAGAAGAUCGAGGACAACAACACCCUGGUGUUCCUGAUCCACCUGCGCGCCAACAAGAACCACGUCAAGGCCGCGGUCAAGAAGCUGUACGACAUCAAGGUCUCCAAGAUCAACACCCUGGUGCGACCGGACGGCAAGAAGAAGGCCUACGUGCGGCUAGCCCGCGAUUACGACGCGCUGGACAUUGCCAACAAGAUCGGUAUCAUCUAAGAAGCCAACAGCGACGUGUGUUGUGCGUAUUUCCUUUAUUCUUUUAUGCUUGAAUUAAAGAAAAAGUCGGAUAAGUUACAUAUGAACUGUGAGAGCAGCCCUGUGUGGUAGGAAUUUACUGUGGAAAGAAUAUAUUCUCAAUCCAAAAACCA